AUGGCGACGCGACGCGCGCGGGCGAUCGUCGUCGUCGCGUGCGUCGCGUGGGCGAUCGCGAGCGGGGUCACGCGCGCGGACGCGCUGUGGGGACGUCGCGGGGGGGGGGCGAACGCGGCGAGCGCGGGCGCGGCGGACGAUCGGCGCGUGUGCUUCGUCGCGGCGACGGUUCCGUGGACGUUCGGCGCGUACCAGGCGCAGGCGCUGGGACUCUCUAAAGCGUUCGCGGAUAAUGGGUACGAGACGUUUUGGAUGCCGCGCGUGCCGGGGGUGCGGUUGCCUCCGGGCGAGUACGCGGAUUGGCGCCGCGCUCGCGAACGCUUCGCGGGCGACGUGCGCGCGCCGACGAAAGCGGAGCAAAAGGCGAUGGAGCACCUGACGUUUUUGGGCGUGCCGGACGUGCACGCGCCGUACGCGCGGAUAAACGAGCUGUCGAUGACGAUGAAGCAGGUGAACGAGGCGUCGUCGACGCACCGACUGGACGCCUUCGUGUUGCUCAUGGAUAUCGGACAAAUGUAUUUCGAUGGGUACGAUUUCGCCGUGCCCGUGGUUUUGUGGAUGCCGUAUCACCACGAAGAAGCGGACGCGUCGGUGGCGGUGGUCCGGACGUACUCGGGCGUGGCGGCGUUGUCCGACACCACGGGUCGCGCGAUCGCGACGGAGCAGCCGCUCACGCGCACGAUUCCUCAUUUUAUCGAUCGCGCGUCGCUCAACGCGCUCGCGGACUCUUUCGAGACGAAACUGAAAAUCGCCGACGAUGUCAAAAAUAGACGCAAAGUCAUUCGCCGCGCGGUGUUUGAUUCUAAAAAGUACGACAGAAUGUUCUCGAGGAGCAUCGACGAAGUCGACGACGACACCUUCUUGGUGCUCAUGCAAGGUGGCAACUACGAAAACUCUGACAGGAAAGGAUGGGUGGCGUCAAUCAACGCGUUCGCUGAAUUUCAACGAGCGAACCCGAAAUUAAAGACGCACCUCUGGAUUCAUACGGUGGACAGCGCUAUGACGCAAAACGAUCUGAACCACAAGAGCAAGCCGCCCGUCGCGGUUUUGCGAACGGGUAUAUCCCUACGUGCCGCGCUUCAACGCGCACAAAUUCCAUCGAACAUGUACACGCUGGAUGAGAAUUUGCACGACAAGGUUUUCACGUCGGCACUGAAAAGACACGCCGACGUGUGUUUGCACACGUCGAAAUCGGAAGGUUUCGGCAUGGUCGUCCUCGAGUGCCAAGCGCUGGGUACGCCCGUAGUGACGACGAACUACACCGCGAUGCGCGAUUACACCAAAUAUGGGUUAGCGGUCGAAAUUGGGGCACGUGAAUCGAUACAAGGUGCGUAUUUCGCAGCGCCGAGCGUACCGGGCGGCGCCGCGGCUUUGACGGCUAUUGCCACGGGCGCGGCAAGUCUUCCUCUGGUCGAAGACGUGUACAAGUGGAUCGAUGAAGAGCUUUCCUUGAGCGCGGUCUUUACAAAGUUCGAAUCUCUCCUCGGCGAAGCCAAGAUUGCGCACGCAAAGCGUACACCGUGGAGCCAAGUCGACACGUACAAAACUAGACCGCUCUUCACCGUGACCACCGAUGAAUAUCCGAGACUCGCGACGUGGGACACUCCUUGGACGCUGUACCACCAUCCGGGCGUCGAAGUUGAUUACGAUACGAUUCAGCGGAUGUUGAUUCAAGCGACAAGUUCAGGAGAUUAUUACGUCAUCGCCGUGGCUCAGACGCGAAGAGAAGGCGUAUUACUGCCGUUCGAUCCUCAAGAUGGUGUGCACAACAUCAACCCGUACCACGUCGCUAUCGUUCGCACGUGGAUGCUCAGGCAGUUUCAAGAGGCGAACAGUUAUAUAUGGUCAUCCGUGUAUCAAAUCAUGCAAACGUGCGGCGAUCACAAGUUUUUCUUGCCGCUUCCGGAGGGGCUGGCGAACAUCAAGCCAAACCUGGAUCCGGAGAUCGCGAGCCGCGACGAGCUGUAG
Molecule: messenger RNA, 1968 nt
Organism: Ostreococcus lucimarinus CCE9901
Lineage: Eukaryota; Viridiplantae; Chlorophyta; Mamiellophyceae; Mamiellales; Bathycoccaceae
Exons: 1
Coding region: 1-1968 (655 amino acids)
Molecular function (GO): glycosyltransferase activity
Source: RefSeq, a predicted model, not a curated record